Messenger RNA from Aaosphaeria arxii CBS 175.79, 1132 nucleotides. RefSeq lists its product as uncharacterized. The record is from RefSeq and is a predicted model, not a curated record. The transcript has 4 exons. Lineage: Eukaryota; Fungi; Ascomycota; Dothideomycetes; Pleosporales. The coding region runs from base 262 to 1044 and encodes 260 amino acids.
AAUGGUGAAACGUUAAGUAGCUAUGAACCCAAUAUCAAUGAUGUCAAGUUCGAUGUCAAUGUAAACGAAGCAAGAGUUAUGUUACAUGACAUGAUCGGAUUCGGCCCCCAACUUCUGCGACACGCGAAACGUGGCUGAGUCGCGUUUCUCCCAUUGCACCGCCGCUGACCUCGAUGACAUUAAAGAUGACCAUCAGCCAACUACCAUCUCUCAAGAGACGGUUCUUGGACCUCUAUCGUAAAUCCCAUAUAAUCACGUGCCAUGAUGAUACCCACUUCAAUAACAGAUAAUAUAAAGAAAGAUCUGCAAUUACGGAACUUCACUAUCUACGGACAAAGGCUCGGCAUACUCGGAAUCGCCAUCCUCUGGCUAUCUGAAGCCUCCUGGCUCUUCCACCCCUCGUUCCCAAGCUACGCGCACAUAACCUUCUUCUACAUCUUCAAAACCCUCAUGAUCCUCCUAUUCUACCCCCUCGCGAUCCUCACCCUAGAAGCACCACACCUCGUCCCCCGAAACCCCUUCACCUACCUCUCCGUAGCAUCAUGGUUCGCCCUCCCGCUCUGCUACAUCUUCACGAAUUCGUCCUUCAUGAGCACCUUCCAAUUCCCCGCGGCGUUUGAGAUCGUGCUCUUGCUGCCCACCCCUUGGAUCCUCGGCCUCGCGAUCACGCUGUGCGUGUCGCGGAUGCCGGGCACCAUAGUGAGGGGGAUACUGUACGCUUUCUACGCGCUGGACAUGGGCAUCUGGACGCAGGACGUUGGGUUCUUGUCCACGGCGGAGUGGCAUGCGGGUCGGGAUGGGUCGUUGGGGCUCACGUGGGUUGGGAGGAGCGUCUGGGGUGUGGGGUCUUCGGUGGUUGUGUCGGGGGUGUUUGCGGGGGCGGCGGUGAUGUACGUGGUCGCGACGGUGAGGCUCCAGGGGUGGGUGGGGAGUAGGGUGCUGGGGGGUAGUGGGGUGGAGCCUAUGGCGUUGAUGAGGUUGAGGGAGGGGCCGCUGUAUCAGUCUGUGGAGGAUGAGACGGAGGGGAGGAUUAGGCUUGUUUGAUGGGGACUGUGAAUGGGGAUGAUAUACGAAUGCGUUUGUAUGGGUUGUUGCGGAUAUACCUUAGAUACCAUUGCUAGAUUAUUACAAG